UGGACUGGGACGUUCACGCCGGACAAGGAACACAAGAUUGUAUCAGGGAUGAUGAAAGAAUCCGGCUUAUCUCAAUACAUCGCUUUGAACAUGGACAUUUCUGGCCGAAUCUUCCACAAAGCGCCGUGCAGCAUAGAUUCAACGGCACCAUUAAUGUUCCUCUCGAUGAAGUGGGGAUGAGUGACUCGGACUAUUUGGCGAUCUUCCAACUCGUUGUUCAUCCCAUUAUCAACGACUUCAAACCGGAUAUCAUACUCGUUCGGGACCCAGAAGGUGAGAUGCGAUUGACGCCUGCGGGUUACGCUACCCUUACACGUCAGUUGAUGUCAUGGGGCAUACCGUUGGCCAUGAUUCUGGAGGGUGGCUACUUCUUGGACUCGAUUGCUGCCGAUUUUGAAUGGGUCAUGAGAGCACUGCAUGGCGAUGAGAUUCCAACUGUGAAAAUCGAGCCGUUGCAUCCAGAGCUCGUCCCGGUGAUCGACCGCGUUUUUCAAAAGCACGGCAUGGCCUACCCAACUUUGGCCUUACUCGACAAAAUCAGGGAGCUCCUAAAACCUCAUUCUAUUAAAGAUUUGGAUUCCGUGAAAGAAUAUCAAGGAACUCGAGACUUCCCUCAACCAUUCCCAACACGCGGUCUUUAUUCCAAAAGAAACAGUGCAACUGAAGCGGGGUUUAGCGAAGAGUUACGAAAAAUAAUCGAAGGAUACAAGGAACGGAAUUCCUAUAAGACCGUGCGAUAUGACAACGAGAUGGGUGCUGAUGGUCCGUUCACAUGUGUAGUCGGUGAUGAACAUGUCAUUCUUGCCAUUAGCAAGAACGCCGAACCUAUCAUCCAUCUACUGAUCUCUCAAAACAUAAACCCUCUACUGCCAUGUGUUUCUUUUCGACCAUUGCAAAUCUGUCCAGCUCUUUCACAAGUUGUCAAGCUUCUACGUGAUACGCGUUACAUUCCUCGUUUAUCGCCACUAUAUAUUACAUGUUUAUAA
Messenger RNA from Cooperia oncophora, 986 nucleotides. NCBI's taxonomy places the organism in Eukaryota, Metazoa, Nematoda, Chromadorea, Rhabditida, Trichostrongylidae. The record is from the annotation of a GenBank genome assembly.